GAACUUUUCUGGUCCUUCAUGGCCUCAACAUGAUCUGGAGAGGUUUGCUUGGAAAAAGGAAUUGUGGGUUCCCUCAUGGACUUACCUUACAUCUGUGAUGAGAUCUGACAGGUGAAAUUCAUGUGAUUGAUUGAUAGACUAUAAUAAAGGAUGAAACAAGAAGAACUCUGGACAUGGAUUUAAGGAGCAGCAGCAGUGAGACUCAAACUGUUGCUUUAUGCUAGCCAGUUGAUUUUGAUUUAUUUCUCAGUCCAGAGGGAUACGGGCCUCUUCAUUUUGUUAGAAAACACUUUCACUUCAAAUGCUUUGACCUUUAAAGUGCUAACAUACUGUAGGUACAACAAUCAGUCCGUUAAUCUGUAACUCGCUGGUUGAACACUCGUCACAGCGCUUUUACUGCUGAGUCAUUGUUCUCUGGCUGACGUGGAGACGUUCCAACUAUCCCUGAAGCUCUGCUUUCUUUCUGGUUUGUUUUGAUAACUCCUUUUCUCUUGAGUUCAGGAACUUGACAUUCGAUUUGUUCUUCAGUCUGGAGAAGCGGGUUUUCUCUUCUCUGUUUUUCUGUCUGCUUUGGUUUUUAUUGCUCCUUUAAAAGAUGGCUGUGCGGCUCUUUGAAGGGAAAGACCAUGCAGCCUUUUACCUGCAGUACAGAGUGGCACCGCAUGAAAUUAUCAGCAAGAUAAUGAGCUACAUGGAGCAGAAGACACCACAGCAGUACAAGCUGGCCGUGGAUGUGGGCUGUGGUCCGGGGAAAGGGACAGUCCUUCUGGCUCCUUACUUCACCAGGGUAGUUGGAACGGACAUCAGCCAGGCUAUGGUAGAAGGAGCGCUGUCCAAAAGCAACCCACCCAACAUUUCAUACAGACAUUGCCCUGCAGAGGAGAUACCCUUUGCAUCAGGGGAGGUGGACCUUGUGACGGCCAUGACGGCGGCCCACUGGUUCGACCGGCCACGGUUCCUCCAGGAGGCUGACAGGGUGCUCAGACCUGGAGGCUGCCUUGCUCUCCUGAGCUACACCAUGGACAUGAUCCUGGAAUAUGGAGACAUCUCAAAAGUCCUGAAUGACAUCUGCCGAGAGUUCUACGCUGCCCUGCUGCCCUACCGAAGCUCUUAUUUAGGACCAAGCUCCAGGAAGAUUUACUCUGACAUGUUUAACUCCUGCUCUUACCCUGACAAAGAAUGGACUGAGUGCCAUCCAGUGAGAAGGGCCCUUCCAGUGAAUGGAUUCAUAGGCAUGGUGGAGACGUUCUCCAGCUACCAGCAGCUGAAAAAGAAGGACCCUUCUGAAGCCGAUAAUCUCUCCAACAGAAUCCUGACCAAGUUACUGACCGCCAUGAAUGUGUCCUGUCCUGACACUGAAGUGAUGGUGAUCGUGAACUAUUUCGGCAUGCUGGCGCGUAAACCUUCAUCUGAAUGAAACUUUGAACAUUUUGAUUGA
Messenger RNA from Poecilia reticulata (guppy), 1438 nucleotides. RefSeq names its product putative methyltransferase DDB_G0268948. Gene Ontology annotation, molecular function: S-adenosylmethionine-dependent methyltransferase activity. NCBI's taxonomy places the organism in Eukaryota, Metazoa, Chordata, Actinopteri, Cyprinodontiformes, Poeciliidae. The record is from RefSeq and is a predicted model, not a curated record.